Messenger RNA from Synchiropus splendidus (mandarinfish), 684 nucleotides. Its product is annotated as pro-neuregulin-4, membrane-bound isoform-like. The coding region runs from base 97 to 576 and encodes 159 amino acids. The record is from RefSeq and is a predicted model, not a curated record. Gene Ontology annotation, biological process: epidermal growth factor receptor signaling pathway; positive regulation of cell population proliferation; positive regulation of mitotic nuclear division. The transcript has 5 exons. NCBI's taxonomy places the organism in Eukaryota, Metazoa, Chordata, Actinopteri, Syngnathiformes, Callionymidae.
AUUGGUUCAUGGAGAGGUAGGGUGGUAGUUGAAAAAAAUCCAGAUGUGCUGAAGGAGUAUAUAAAGCGCUGAGACAGUCGCUCAAGCACACACUUGAUGCCCGCAGCAGAGAAAAUGUUUGCACACAGCCUGAGCAACAUGACCAGAGUUGUCCUCUCAACACUUUUGCUGGCCAUGGUAACAACUGGUCAAUCCAACGGAACGACAACAACUCCAGAUGUGACGGAAUCAUCUUCUGCAGCUGCCAAUGACAGCUGGAAGGGCUCCUUGAUUACUGGAGUACAUCGUCCGUGUGACGAAGGGAACAAAGGCUUCUGUUGGAACAAUGGUGUCUGUGUUUUGCCCCAAGACAGCAAUGUUCCUUCUUGCAUCUGCCCACCCAACUUCUCAGGGCAACGCUGCGUAUAUGCAGUGGGCCUUCUGUCAGUUCACAACUCAAAUCUAGAGAAGCUCAUCGCCCUCUUUGUAGUGAUGGUCCUCAUCAUCAUCGUCCUCUCCAUCUUCAUUUAUUGUGUCGCCCGUAGGAGGUUACAGAAAUCUGCUCCAAAACCACAGCUGCCGGAGACUGCAGUGUGAUCUGACCCCUGAACAUGCUGUGGUGAAGUGUCAUUUUGGGAAGCCCAAGAGGAGAGAGAAGAAACUGUGCAACAUCAAAUGUGACAACCUGCUAUUUAUUUUUGUAAC